Vitis riparia (riverbank grape) is the source of this 8217-nucleotide messenger RNA. RefSeq lists its product as uncharacterized. Gene Ontology annotation, biological process: CAAX-box protein processing. Gene Ontology annotation, molecular function: metalloendopeptidase activity. The coding region runs from base 184 to 5571 and encodes 1795 amino acids. The transcript is spliced from 11 exons. NCBI's taxonomy places the organism in Eukaryota, Viridiplantae, Streptophyta, Magnoliopsida, Vitales, Vitaceae. Gene Ontology annotation, cellular component: membrane. The record is from RefSeq and is a predicted model, not a curated record.
UCCCCGCGGUGGCAGCCCCACCGGCAGGUCACUUCCGCAAUUAUCGACCUCUACCUUCGCUCUUUCUGGAGCUUUCAGGCUUGUUCUAUUCUCCUUUAGCUUUCAGCCAAGCUCUCUUUUUUCCAUAUCCAAAUCUCUUUGAAUCCGUACUAUCCAACGUAGGCGAGGAGGAAGAGGAGGAGAAUGAGCUCUGCGUGUAAUUUUGCUAAUAUCAAUCUUCACUCUCCGAUCAGAUUCUCUCCCAGAAGAUGCAGGAGAGCUUUACAAAUUCACGUAUGGAGGCGUCGGAGACUGAAAUCAAUUCCAAGUCUGGUGGUGCGGAGUCAAUUAGGGUCGCUUGUUCCGUCAACUUUUGAGAAUUUGUUCCACACCUUGGUUUCUCAGUUUCCGUCCGUGAAUUCACUGGAUUUGGUGGCUCCGGCGCUGGGGUUUGCUUCCGGAGUCGCGCUCUACUUAUCGCGGUUCAGGUCGGGGGAGGAUUCGGACAUUGGAGAGUGGAUUUUGUUCACGAGUCCCACGCCGUUCAAUCGGUUCGUGCUGCUUCGGUGCCCAUCGAUAUCGUUUGAAGGGAGCGAGUUGUUGGAGGACGUGAAUGAGAGGCUGGUGAAGGAGGAUAGACACUUUGUGAGGUUGAAUAGUGGGAGGAUUCAAGUGAGGGGUUACGAUGGGAGGGAUGCUAUAGUUGAGGAGAAGCUCGCUUAUCAGAGAGAGUGCGUGGGCAUGGAUGACGGAGGUGUCGUAUCUUUGGAUUGGCCCGCUAAUUUGGAUUUGACAGAGGAGCAUGGUUUGGAUACUACUGUUUUGCUUAUUCCCGGAACGGCUGAAGGUAGCAUGGAUCCGAAUGUGCGUUCUUUCGUAUGUGAAGCACUUUGGCGUGGCUAUUUUCCAGUUGUGAUGAAUCCUAGGGGUUGUGCUGGUUCACCCCUGACCACAGCUCGGUUAUUUACAGCUGCUGACAGCGAUGAUAUCUGCACAGCUAUACAGUUCAUCAAUAGAGCAAGGCCAUGGACUACAAUGAUGGGUGUUGGCUGGGGAUAUGGUGCCAACAUGUUGACAAAGUACCUGGCAGAGGUUGGAGAGAAAACACCUCUUACUGCUGCCACAUGCAUAGACAAUCCUUUUGACUUAGAGGAGGCCUCAAGGGUGGCCCCUAAUCACAUUGUUGUUGAUCAAAAGCUCACAGGUGGACUGAUAGAUAUUCUCAGAUCCAACAAGGAACUAUUUCAAGGCAGAACAAAAGGUUUUGAUGUGGAAAAGGGUCUUUCGGCCAAGACUGUUCGUGAUUUUGAAAAAGCAAUAUCUAUGGUAUCUUAUGGUUUUGAUGCUAUAGAAGACUUCUAUUCAAAAUCUAGCACACGAGGUAUUGUUGGAAAUGUGAAGAUUCCUGUUCUCUUUAUACAGAAUGAUGAUGGGACAACGCCGCUAUUCUCUAUUCCACGCAGUUUGAUAGCAGAAAAUCCAUUCACAAGCUUGCUUCUGUGUUCUUGUUCUUCAACUAGUGUCAUCUUGAGUGGCAGAUCAGCUAUAUCUUGGUGUCAGAAUGUAACCAUCGAGUGGCUCGCGGCAGUGGAGCUAGGACUUCUGAAGGGUCGCCAUCCUCUUCUGAAAGAUGUAGAUGUUACCAUCAAUCCUUUAGAAGGUUUGGCUCUUGUGGAAGGCAGAGCCCCUCCUAAGAGUAGCAGAGUCAAUAAGUUUUUCAAUCCUGAGAAGUCAAGUGCUUUAAGUGAACAUUCUAUGGAUCCUGUUAGUGAGAUGCUUGCAGCUACUAACAUCCGCCUUGGGCAAGAUUCAUGGAGAAAUUUGGAAAUUGAAGACAAGGAAUUGCCAGAAGUGCACAACGGUACAUUGCAGCAGAGCAGCUCUGUUGAUGCAGAAUUAAUCAAAGAGGAUGUAAUUAGCUCAGUAGAUAACGAAAGAGGGCAAGUUCUACAGACAGCACAAGUGGUUAUGAACAUGCUUGAUGCGACUAUGCCUGGUACUCUAACAGAAGAACAUAAGAAGAAGGUCCUGGCUGCCGUAGGUCAAGGAGAAACAGUUAUGCAAGCUUUGCAAGAUGCUGUCCCAGAAGAUGUUCGUGGAAAGCUUUCUACUGCUGUUUCUGGAAUUUUGUCUACUCAAGGCACAAAUUUAAACUUUGAGGGUCUUCUGAGGAUUGGCCAGAUUCCUAAUGUAUCGUCAGGAUUGAAAUCAAAGAUCCAAGAAGAAAUUGGAAUAACAUCAAGUGGAGAAGGUAUGCAUAAGGAUGCUCAUUCUUCUGAUCAGAGGAAAGGGGCUGAUGAUAUGGCAGAUGGCACUAAUAAUAAUCAAUCUGGCAAUGAAAAACCUGCUGGCAGACUAGAAACAGAGCUUCAGCCCUCAGAGAAGUUGCAAAAAUCUAUUGAUCUGGGUCAGGCUCAACCAGUUGGUGGUCAAGGCGGUGAAGUCUCUAGCUCAGUCAAUAAGAGCACCAUUGAUGCAGUGAAUAAUCAGGAAAAUAAUGAGUUUUCCAAGGAAAAGCCUGCUCAAUAUUCUGAGAAAAGUGGAAAUGGAUCAGAAACAGGUGCUAAUCCUAAUUUUUCUAGUCGGUCUGAAAAGGCAGAUGGCACGGAGGAAGCAAUUAGUGAUCAUCAAAAGUUGGAUCAUGAUGGUAGAAAUGCUCAGAUAGAGAUGAAAGAGGAGAAUCAUUUCCAAAAAAAUGAAGGAAAAAUCCUGGAUUCUUCAACUGAUCAAAAUAAGAUGAUUCCUUCCACCAAGAUAGAUGAGGCAGUUUCACCUCCUGGAUCCUCAUCUGAGCCACAAGUGAUGGAAAAGGAAGUUAGUGAUAAUCAAAAGAAAGAAGACAAAACCAUGCAGCCUAUUCUUGAUCAAAAUAAUGCCAUUAUGUCAGAUUCUAAUUCCCCAACUUUCAGUGUCUCUCAAGCCUUCGAUACCUUGACAGGGUUGGAUGAUUCUACUCAAGUGGCUGUGAACAGUGUUUUUGGUGUAAUUGAAGACAUGAUUACUCAGUUGGAGGAAAAAGGCAAUCAAGAUGAAGUCAUAGAUAAGGAUGUGGUCAAGGAUGAGAAAAGUGGUUCUGAGAGACAGAAUAAUCAAGUCAUUAGCAACCACAAGUUGGAAAAGGAAGAGGACAAUAAGAAUGGCCUGAACUUUGAGUCUGACAUCUUACAUGAUCCUACUGUACCCAGUUGGCAUGAGAAUCAUACAGAUACAUUGCUUGAUGCAGGACCCAGAUGGGUAGAGGAGAAAUCCAGUCAGACCCCAAUUCCAUUCAGAGGGAAUGGCACCGGUAGUUCUAGAAAUUACACAGAUAGCCAUGUAGGUAAAAAGGAAGAUGGGAAGGACCAUUUUGUUGGUGACAAACUUUUGGCUCGAAGUUUAGAUAGACAUAGUCAUGUAAAUAAUAUUCCACUUUACAUAACUGCAACUCCAUAUGGAGAUUCUCUUUAUAAUGAAUACUUAAGAAAGUAUCUUCUUUCAAAGAUACCAAAUACCAAAUCACUAGAUUUAGAUACAACUACUGCUCUGUUUCUUGACUAUUUUCCAGAAGAAGGUCAAUGGAAGCUAUUGGAACAGCCAGGAAACACUGGGGAUUCCGUUGGUGAUGUCAGGACUCUUAAGGGUAUUGACAGAAUGAGUCAGGCCUAUUUAUCUUCUAAAAGUAACGCAGGAAAGAUUAUUGAACCUUCAUAUGUGAUAUUAGAUACUGAAAAACAACAUGAACCAGUUAGAGGGUACAAGACAGUGGACAUAAAAAAUGAAAAGGCCGCACUUGGCAAUGAUGGGUCAGAGGAGUUGAUAUGCUUUGUUAAGAACAUUAUUGUGGAUGCUUUGAAGGUUGAAGUUUGUCGCAGGCUAAGUGCAUCAUACAUGAAGGAGAUGGAGUUUGAUCUUGCUAGAGAUUUAGAACAAAUUGCAAAUGCUGUGUCUCUGAUUGUUGGACAAGACAAGGAGCAUGGUUGGCAUGUGGACAGUAAUGACUAUAGAACCGGCCGUACUAUAAAAAAGGUUGGUUCUGUUCAUGGAGAGCGUAUUGUUAGAGCAAUCUCAUCUGCCAUUCAGGAUACAAGUCACUUGAGGAGAGUGCUGCCAGUGGGUGUUAUUGUAGGAUCUAGCUUAGCUGCUUUGAGAAAAUUCUUCAAUGUAGCUGCAGUGCAUGAUACUGGCCAAAAUGAAGCUGUGACCCUUGAUGGACUGGAAAUUGUUGAGGAAAAAAGUUAUGGUCAAGUCAGUGAAACAGAGAAUGAUCAGACUCCUUCUGACAAAACUGAAAAUUUGAAUUUAGAAAUAAGCAGAGAUGGGAAGAAAGCAAAAUUAAGAAAUCUAAACGAUAGCACUGUCAUGGUUGGUGCUGUUACAGCUGCCCUGGGGGCAUCUGCUUUACUGGUGAAUCAACGGGAUCCAUACAACAGUAAUGAAACUGCUGACAGUUCAUCCAAGCCCUUCAAGGAGAAAGGAAUUCAACUGAAAGAGCCUAACAAGAUUGAAGAGACAUUGGAAAAAAACCAGAAUAACAUAGUCACAAACCUUGCUGAGAAAGCCAUGUCAGUUGCUGGUCCAGUGGUACCAACAAAAGGAGAUGGUGAAGUUGAUCAAGAAAGGUUGGUUGCCAUGUUAGCAGAUUUGGGACAAAAAGGUGGCAUGUUGAAGCUGGUUGGUAAAAUUGCUUUGCUUUGGGGUGGAAUACGUGGUGCAGUGAGUUUAACCCGUAGGCUUAUCUCUUUUUUGCGUUUUGCUGACCGCCCCUUGUUCCAGAGGAUUCUUGGGUUUGUCUGCAUGGUGCUUGUUUUAUGGUCACCAGUUGUGGUUCCAUUGCUCCCAACACUUGUGCAGAGCUGGACAACAAAUAAUUCCUCCCGGAUUGCUGAGCUUGUUUGCAUUGUUGGCCUUUAUACUGCUGUUGUGAUACUUGUCAUGUUAUGGGGCAAGAGAAUUCGAGGGUAUGAAAAUCCAUUUGAGGAAUAUGGACUGGAUUUGACAUCAUCACCAGAGAUCCAAAAUUUUCUGAAGGGUUUGAUUGGAGGAGUUAUGCUUGUUAUGUCGAUACAUUCUGUGAAUGCAUUACUUGGAUUUGUCAGUCUCUCUUGGCCUGCAGCUUUUGACACUAAGACAUUGUUCAAAGUGUACGGGCAAAUGCUUAUGCUUACUGUUCGGGGGAUUCUAACAGCAGUCAGCAUUUCACUUGUGGAAGAAUUGCUUUUCAGGUCGUGGUUGCCUGAAGAAAUUGCCGCUGAUCUUGGAUACAAUCGUGGAAUCAUCAUUUCAGGACUUGCAUUUUCUUUAUGCCAGAGGUCUCCACUGUCAAUACCCGGGCUAUGGCUCUUAUCUUUGGUUCUGGCAGGGGCUCGGCAAAGAAGUCAAGGUAGCCUCUCCCUUCCUAUUGGGCUGCGUGCAGGGAUAAUGGCUUCAACUUUCAUCUUACAAAUUGGUGGUUUCAUAAAAUACCAACCCAAUUUUCCUCUUUGGGUAACUGGGACUCACCCACUUCAACCAUUUAGUGGAGUUGUUGGUCUUACCUUCUCAAUGAUAUUGGCGAUAGUUCUCUAUCCAAGACGGCCUCUACAUAAGAAGAAAACAAAGACCCUUCAGGAAUAAAUUGAGAAUACACAAUUUCAUGAUCAAAAGCAGAUAAUGAAGAAUAGCAUAUUGUUUGGUGAUGCCUUUGUUGUUGGUGUGUCAGAUUGGUAUGGCUUGGAAGUCCAUGUCAGCCUUUAGCUAAUGUGCUUACUAAGUUUAUCCUCUGUGAGAGGAAAAAUGAGUCUUCGAUGGAGGGAAGGCAAAGGGAAAGAAGAAAUAAGGAAAUUGGAAGUUCAAAGAGCUGCUCCUGCUGUUGUUUCUUAUGCUACACCAAGGCAUCUGUUUAGUGUACAGUUGGUAUAUCCCAAGCAUCAGAUACAAAGCAAUUUUUUGUAAGUAGAAAGCAACACGAGUAUAAACUGUGUUUAUCAGAGGGUUCAUUUUUCGUACUUGCAUCAAAGUGUACAGACAGAUUCACUUUUUUUCCCAUCUGUUCUUCACACUACAAAUGUGUAGAAUACAUCAUAGCUAUAUUGAUAGCUGUAUAUGUAGAAUACGUGUCAAUGUUUCCUUAUGAGCCAUGAACUAGGGGAAAACCAAUGGACUCUAACCACUCACUGGCUCCAUGUAGAAAAACUUCAGCUGUAAACUGCUUGGCUAUGUCUUCACUGCAAUUCUUUCUGUAGCCACCCCAUGUGACUCUGUGCCUUGUGUCUGAUCCUGGUCCAAAGUUCAGGUAUUCAAUGUACUCCACAGUGUCUAAAGUGCUAUACUUAUUCCAUUUGUGCCAACCCUGUGGGUUUAUCAGAUCUCCUAAGUAGCUCUUCAUGACCAUAGUCCUUGAGUAGUUCCUCCAUGGGCGACCCAGGAAAGUCAAAAAGUUUCGUCUCUCAGCCAAAGGGAAUUCUGGUGCAGCUACUAUGGUGCAGUUUUGUAAUGAGAUGCCAGUGUUCUGAUUUGGGUCUCCUCUCCCUUGAGCAGUGAUCAUGUUCUUUUGUCCGGGGCUUGGUUUGCGAACGAGUAUAAGACAGUUUUGGAAGACUGCUGCUGCAUUUCCAAAGAUGAAAUCUAUUGUGCCUUGGAUUGUGCAUUCACGAUAGAAUUGGCGGAGAGAAUGAGCGUAGAGGGUGUCCUGAUACGAGCUGAAGUUGCAGCGGUAGAAAGCAGAAUUGGAGGUCACUCUUACUGCAACUGCCUGGUGCUUCUCGGGGCCUGCCGUGUUGAUGAUGGUUAGAUCCCUUGCUAAGAACUUGUCUCCAACCACAGCUACAAAAAUCAAGGUAAGAGUCAUUGACUUUUCAGAAGAUACCAGAAAUAAAAAAUUAUAUGUUUCAAGAAAUCUUUCAGGAAAGCUCAGGCAAAUGAAUCUGAAGAACAAAAGCCUAUAUGCAGAAAGUAACCAUACUUAGGGUGGCUGAAGUGAAGGUGGAAAACCCAUCAACAAAGCUUUUAGACCCUGUGAUCACUGUUGAAUUCAUCCCAUCUCCUACCAACAUGAUAUUGACCUUUUCCCUUGGAAUCUCCACAUUUUCCUUGUAUACUCCUGCCUUUAUUUUAAUCACAAAUCGAUUACUGCUCUUGUUAGGCGCCGUACUGAUUGCUUCCCCAAUGGUGCUAAAAUGUCCACUGCCAUCACUUGCAACAACGAUGUCCGGCCUUAUUUUAGGCACCAUUUCAAUCAGUUUCCGAUCAAUGGCUGUCAUCCAUGCUGGGAAUUCGUCCCUUGGCAUUGUGGUAUUCAUGAUCUUUCUGUCCCUAAGGGCUAUGGUUUCCAUGUACUUGAUAAUGGCCAAGCAGUUGCUGAUCAUACCAGAAAUAGGAGUUAAGACGGAUUGGAGAUGUCCCUUGAGACCCUUCUGGCUUUCAGAAUCGGCUUCUUCCAGGUCAGUGAAUCCAUCGAUGCAUGUGUUCUCAUUUGUCAUGGCUGCACUGAGAAGGGUCUUGAGGUUCGUGUAUAACCGAUGAGGAUCCCCUAUAGAUGGCGGGAAAGCAUGCAGGUCGUCAAUGGCCUGUCCAAGUUCAUAGAGGGUUUGGUCUGUCAUUUCCAUGCAAUCAUUCAGAGCAUUCUUCUCUUGAGAAUUCAAGUCUUGGUAGGUGAAAAGGGCUUUAAUAUCGGACCCAGAAUCCAUCACGGAGCUCACCGUUGCAUUGACUGCAAUCUCAAGAAUAUGGUGGAGGGUGGUGGUGUUCUUGGAAGUGGCAGGAGCAGAAGAGAGAGUGGUGAAGCAGAGAGAAGGGUAGAGAGUGUUGGUGCAGGCGUUCUUGAUGAGUGGAUGAAGAGGUUGAGGUUGAGUUGAAGAACGGACCAGUUCUUGGUCUCCUUCCUCGUUGAGAAAUGAAGCAAAGAGAAUUAGUGUUGGGAGUGUGAGAAAGACCCCAAGUACAAUGGUCAUAAGUCGGGUUCUUGUGAGAUCCUUGGGGGGUUCAUGGAAUUUCUUGAUUACGGUGGUGGACUCCAUGAAUUCUUUUGAUUGAAUAAAGGCACAGGGAAAAACAAGAAAAGAGAGAAUAAGAGAAGUCUUCAGAUGAAGGCACUUUGAGAGGAAGAUGGGAUGUGGCCGUGCCUGAAUGAAUGGGGUACUGGACCUUUAUACUAGCAACUCGUUGCUUCCUUCUCUGAUCUGACUCUUCAUCCUUUUUUCAUUGCUUUCUUGGAAACAAAACUAAAAACUUGUUUGCCAGUGAUUUUAAAAGGGAUUAAAAACGUUUCCUAAUUCUUAGAAA